CUCAGUACUGCCGACCACAUCAGCUACCCGGAAAACUAACGCCCUCACGAGCAGCACAGACAGGUAGAGUUCGUUUUCUGAGAGCUGAAGUGUGUACCUGAUAAACACGACAAUGGCUAAACUUAAUAGCUGUUUCCAACGCCUUUUUGUCUUCUUCAACCUGCUGUUUGCGAUCGUUGGAGGUGUGAUUAUCGGCCUGGGACUUCUGGGUCAAUUCGUCUACAAUGACAGCACUUCAGAGUUGGAGAACCAGACCAAAGGGUUUCUGGUGAUGUAUCUGGUAGGAGGCGUCACCAUGGCCAUGUCUCUGCUCGGGGCGUACGGAGCACACAGAGAGAAGAGAAUUCCCCUGAUCGUGUUUCUGGUGGCCUGUUUUAUUGGCUGCUUCGGCCUCCUGCGUCUGGCGGUGCCUACAGCCAUGUACCGUUCUGAGAUGAAGCAGAUCAUGGAGGCGAAGUUCCGUGAGGCCCUGCCUCUGAACGAAGCCUCCCCUGAUGUUAGACAGUUCACUGAGAGGAUUCAGCUGAAUUUGAAGUGCUGUGGGCUGUUCAGUUACACAGACUGGGGCAACAACGUCCCUGACUCCUGUCUCUGUCAGGGGGAGGAAGAUGAGAUGAAGGGUACAUGCCUGAACAUUCCAUACCGGUUGUUGUUCCUUUCAGAGUACAGGAUGACUGGACACCAGAAGAUGAUCUACAAACAGACCUGCUUCCCCAUCCUCCAGGGCUACCUGGCUAAAGCUCUGGACAUCCUGUUGGGCGUUUCCUUCGCAUUCGCUGCUCUGGCUCUCCUGGGAGCUGUGAUGUCUGCCGUCCUGCUGGCUCAGCUGAGGAGUUCUACCGUAGCAGUUCCUGUGGUGUUUAGUGUCAGCUCUCACCCAUCCAAGUUCGGCUUCAGUUCCCACCCACCCAAGUUCGGCUUCAGUUCCCACCCACCCAAGUACAGCGAGCUUUACAACGAGCCUGAGAAGCCUGAGAAGUGAAAAAGCAGACUGAGGUUCAGAAUGUGGUUAGUUAGAUGACAUGGGUUUAAGCUGUUGUUCAGUCUGGCUCAGCAUAGAAAUAUAACUACUAGAAUGGUUAAAGCCCCACAUUCUUCAGCGUUAUGGCUGGACAACCAUGGGGUAUGAUCAAUACAGUUGAAUGGGGAUUGUCUUUCUAGUGAUCUAUUUCUAUGGUGUCCAGACUCCCACUGUUUUCCUUGCACAUCUUCUUAUGGUUGUUGUGUGUUUUUCAACGAGAGGUGCUGCUUCCUUCUGUGUGUCAUUUGCUUUGAUUUGAGUUCUAUGUUUAAAGGGAAUCACCACCGGUGGUUUUAUAUAUAUAUUGCAGGGAAUUCUGGGUAAAAAUGGUUGGGAAACGUUACGUUUUAUUUGCAGAAUGAGACACAAUGAGCCGGCAGGGCGUUUUGAAAAGAGGACAUUGCAAAGAGAGUACAACUCUGAGAUAGUAAGGACAGAAUGUCAUUUCCAUAGGACUUUGAAUGUCAAAUCAUUUGCCUUGAAACUGCAGUAAUAAAGAGGGAAACGGAAGGGGAAGUUGACAAAGAGAAACGGGGAAGUAAAUAUCUGGAGCUGACAGAAGUCCUGUAGCUGUUUGCAAUGAAAUGGAACAAUGUUAAGUGUUUUGCUAUGAACUGUAAAUCCUAAUAUGAGAUAUACAACAUGCCAACUGUCUUGCUCUCUGUUUCUAAAUAAAGCAUCUGUCUUCUA
Oncorhynchus masou masou (cherry salmon) is the source of this 1711-nucleotide messenger RNA. RefSeq names its product tetraspanin-8-like. Gene Ontology annotation, cellular component: plasma membrane. The transcript is spliced from 9 exons. Bases 113 to 982 code for a protein of 289 amino acids. The record is from RefSeq and is a predicted model, not a curated record. NCBI's taxonomy places the organism in Eukaryota, Metazoa, Chordata, Actinopteri, Salmoniformes, Salmonidae.